Molecule: messenger RNA, 1593 nt
Organism: Aspergillus eucalypticola CBS 122712
Lineage: Eukaryota; Fungi; Ascomycota; Eurotiomycetes; Eurotiales; Aspergillaceae
Exons: 2
Molecular function (GO): copper ion binding; oxidoreductase activity
Source: RefSeq, a predicted model, not a curated record
CCUGACACAGGUGUUACACGUCACUACAACUUUACCAUCACACGGGAUAUCACCGCCCCAGAUGGCUACCAGAAGAGCGGCAUCCUCAUCAACGGGCAAUUUCCCGGCCCAUUAAUCGAAGCCAACUGGGGCGACAUGAUCUUCGUCACCGUCAACAACAUGAUCACGACCGACACAGCAGAAGGCUUGACCCUGCACUGGCAUGGACUCACACAAGCCAAGACUCCCUGGGAAGACGGAGUCCCCGGCAUCACCCAGUGCCCUAUCGCCCCCGGAGGAAGCUUCACUUACACCUUCCAAGCCGACCAGUACGGCACCAGCUGGUACCAUUCCCACUACAGCGCCCAGUACACCGAUGGUGCAUACGGGCCCAUGAUCAUCCACGGCCCUGUCCAGCCCGAAGCCACCUACGACUAUGACCUAGGGCCCGUCAUCAUCUCCGACUACAGCCAUUUGAGCUACUUCGAAGUCCUAGAAAGCAUCUUCUCCAUCCCCCCGGUCUUCCCCAACGUCGACAACAACCUGAUCAACGGCCGCGGCGCCUACAACUGCAACAGCAGCUCCACUACCACCUGCAGCCCCAGCUCCAGCCUAUCCCGCUUCAACUUCUCCUCCGGCAAAACCCAUCGUCUCCGACUAAUGAAUACGGGUUCCAACGCGAACCAGAAAUUCACCAUCGACAACCAUACCAUGACCGUGAUCGCCAACGACUUCGUCCCCGUACACCCCUACACCACCGACGUCGUCACCCUCGGUGUCGGCCAGCGCACCGACGUAAUAGUAACAGCCACCGGCAACCCAACAGACUCAUACUGGAUGCGCGCCUCCAUCGACAUGACCUGCCUCAACGCCACAGCCAGCAUCCCCACAGUCAAAGCCGCCAUCUACUACGAACACGCCGACACAGCAACCUGGCCAGCCACCACCACCACAACAACCUGGGAAAGCAACAACUGCGCCAACGACCCCCUCAACCUCACAGUCCCUUACUACCCCCAAACACCCCCAUCUACACCCGCCGCCACCCAAACCAUCGAAAUCACCCUCGCCCAAAACACCACCGGCCACACCUUAUUCUACAUCAACAACUCCACCUUCCGCUCAGACUACAACACCCCUCUCCUCCUCCUGGGAAAAUCCGGUAAUUUCUCAGACCCAGACCCAGACCUGAACGCCUACAACUUCGGCUCUAAUUCCUCCGUUCGUCUCAUCAUCUACAAUCUCUUCUCCAUGCAGCACCCGCUGCACCUCCACGGCCAUAACUACUGGGUGCUAGCCCAGGGAAGAGGGACCUGGGAUGGAGUCGUCACUAAUCCUAUAAACCCUCAACGUCGCGAUACACAGAUCGUCCAGCCAGGUACGGAGGAUAGUCCCGCGUAUGUGGUGCUUGAAUGGCAGGCGAAUAAUCCCGGUGUUUGGCCGCUUCAUUGUCAUAUGUCGUGGCAUGUUAGUGUGGGUUUGCUUUUGAAUGUGGUUGAACGACCCGAGGAUAUUGAAAGACUUGCUAUUCCGGAGUCUAUGGCGCAGACGUGUCGGGAUUGGACGGCUUUUAGUAAUCGGGGUUUUGUGGAUGAGAUUGAUUCGGGGGUGUGA